CGACGAGAAACUGCAAUCUGGGCACACCUCGUCCACGAUAAUAUCGUGACACUUUAUGGAACGACAGAGGGCUUCGGGCCAACCACAGCCCUUGUCUCCCGGUGGUUCCCGCACGGCACGCUGUCCCGUCUGAUCACAGAACAAGGUGCUACUCUAACUAUCAAAUCCAAAUUGAAGCUGCUUCACGGCAUAGCAUCUGGGCUCUACUAUAUUCACUCUUUUUCCGUUGUUCACGGUGACAUUACGAGCUCUAACGUUUUGGUAGAUCUUAAGGAAGGAGAAUACAAGGCUUGCCUAACGGACUUCGGUUUGUCAAAUGUCCUCUGCGGACGUUUAAAACAGUGCCCGCUGGCAAUUGAAGGAUCAACAAUUGUUCGGCCUGGCGCAAUCAGGUGGACUGCGCCUGAGUUGGUCAGGUCAUGUGGCCCCCCUUCCGAUGUCAAACCAACCACGCAGAACGACAUGUAUUCCUUUGGUCGUGUCAUGUUCCAUUUGUUGACUCUGACUGUUCCUUGGUAUGACAUUGAAGAUUACAGAGUCAUUCAAAAAAUCCAAAAUGGAGAGGAUAUUCCGCGUCCGGAGAUAUCCGAGGCGACGUCUGAUGUCACAGACGCCCGCUGGAAUCAUAUUGAGCAAUGUUGGUCGAUUGAUCCAUCUGCUCGUCCAUGUGCCCUCACAUCCAUGAACUUCUUAGUGGGGGAACUAGAUGCUUUGAAACAAGAUGUAAGCUCAUGA
Suillus discolor is the source of this 735-nucleotide messenger RNA. Its product is annotated as kinase-like domain-containing protein. The transcript is spliced from 5 exons. Gene Ontology annotation, cellular component: cytoplasm. The record is from RefSeq and is a predicted model, not a curated record. The annotation marks the transcript as partial. Gene Ontology annotation, molecular function: ATP binding; protein kinase activity. NCBI's taxonomy places the organism in Eukaryota, Fungi, Basidiomycota, Agaricomycetes, Boletales, Suillaceae. Gene Ontology annotation, biological process: protein phosphorylation; signal transduction.